AUGGCGACCGGUCGCAACGACGAAGAGGAAGCCGAGAAGGCUUACGAGCUCGCAGAGAAUCGCUUCCGCGCCAACGACAUCGCCGGAGCGCUCCACGCGGCCCGGGAGGCGCGGCGGCUGUUCCCGCCACUCCCUGGCGUCGCCAGCGCCGUCGCCGCCUACGAGGUCCACCACGCCGCCGCCUCCCGCGCAGACGCCGGCGACAAGUGGUACGCCAUCCUCGCCGUCGGCGACGAUUCAUCCGCGACGACCUCGAGCGGCACUAAUGGCGCCGCCGCCGUCAUCACGCACGAAGACCUCAAGCACCAGUACCACCGGCUCUGCCUCCUCCUGCACCCGGACAAGAACGCCGCCGCCGCCGCCGAGGGCGCCUUCAAGCUGCUCCGGGAGGCGUGGGACAACCUCUCGCUUCUCCACCCGCCGGGCUCCGCCGCGUCUCCUUCGGUAAGCUGUCCGCCACCGCCGCCGCCGCCGCCGCCAGGGCCGCGUCGCAUCUCCUGCCGGAAAUGCCGCGGCUCGUUCUUCACGGUGGUCGGCGACGGCGUCUCCGGCGUGAACUGCGUCCACUGCAACCGCUGGGUGAGCUUGUUCCCGUGCCCCGCUCGCUGUGCGAGGUGCGGCGUGAGGUUCACGGAGACUGUGUCCACCGGAACGCGUCUCCUCCGGUGCGCCGCCUGCGAGAGGAGCUCCUACGUCUUCGUCAAGAACCCCUACUGCGCCACCUCCUGGAUAACCGGAUCUUCAUAUCGAUUAAAAUAUUGA
Molecule: messenger RNA, 762 nt
Organism: Oryza sativa Japonica Group (Japanese rice)
Lineage: Eukaryota; Viridiplantae; Streptophyta; Magnoliopsida; Poales; Poaceae
Source: RefSeq, a predicted model, not a curated record